UAUAAUCCAUCAAUCCACAAGUGAGACGGAAAUGCAACUCGGAGGCGCGGCAAGGAAGGUCUACCACCGGCAUUGCUUUUCCGAUCAGUUUUAAGCUCCCCACUUUCUGGUACCUUUCUUCGUCCUAUGCGUAUGUGUCUAAUUUGCUUACAUAAAUGUCAAAUAGCUGCAGAAGUGAUCAUCUUACUCCCUUAAACGGGGAGGAACUUAGUACAAGGCGUAGGAGAGAGCAGCAUAGAAAAGAGAAGGACGUUUUACAAAGUUCUCAAUCCCAAAGCAUUCAACCAAUCCAGAUGCUAGAACAAUGUGAGAAGUCAAAAUCAGAAGCUCAUGCAGAAGAUAAGAAACACAUUCAGAGGUUGGAAAAAGAGCUUCUGAACUGUUCUCAAGAAAUAGAUUAUCUUCAGGAUCAACUCAGUGCAAGGAAUGCAGAGGUGAACUAUCUGGAAGAGCAUAUUCACAACCUUGAAUUGAAAUUAGAGGGGAUGGAAGAUUUACAAGAGGAGGUUUUCAGAUUAAGGGAGGAGCUGAAAAGAUCUGAGUCAAAGCAAUUUUCCUUGAUCCAGGAACUAGAUACUAAAGAAAAAGAAUUAGAGAAGUCAGCUUUGUCCAUAGAGAAACUAGAGGAAUCAUUUUCAUCCAUAACAUUAGAGUCUCAGUUUGAAGUAGAGAGCAUGAAGCUUGAUAUGAUGGUCUUGGAACAGAGUCUUUUCGAGGCCAAGAAAAUCCAGGAUGAAACUCUAGAUGAAAAUAAUAGAAUGAGUAGAUCAAUUGAGGAGCUCCAGGUAGCAUUGCAGGAUGCCCAAAAAAUUAUCAUCACUCUAAAUGAAGAAAUUAGGGAACUUGAAGAGAAGCUUGAUACUGCCAACCAAAACUCUAGAAUUUCUUCUCAAAAGGAUGAAUACUGGCUGGAAAACAAGGACAGAUCACAACUCGAGACUCAAUCUUCCUUGAAUGUGCGAGGCAACAACUCUACCAUGCAGGAGGACAUAAGCACUUAUGAAGUAUGUGGUCCACAUGUUGGAAGAUUGGCAAUGAUCUUAGAUCCAGCUGCAGAUUUAAAAGGGAAGAUGGAGAUGUCACAACAGAUCCAAGAAUAUGAAUGUCUUAUCAAGAAACUUAAGGAAGAAUUAAGAGAGGAAAAGUUGAAGGCAAAAGAAGAAGCAGAGGACUUAGUUCAGGAAAUGGCAGAGCUAAGAUACCAAUUUACCGGUUCCCUAGAGGAAGAAUGUAAGCGCCGUGCUUGCUUUGAACAUGCAUCCUUGCAAAGAAUUGCCGAGUUAGAGGCUCAGCUUAAAAGAGAGCAUAAAAACCCGUAAUUGAUGUCAGGCAUCUCCAUGAAACAGAGGCCGGCACUGUUCUAAGUUGUUCAGGUUCAGCAGUAGAGAAUGACCUCAAAGGUUUGUAUUGAUGUAUCUCAAAAAGUUGCCCUCUCAGCAGUUUGCUACAUACUUAUGUCAUUACAGUGGAACUUCAAAUUCAAAAUGUCUGUUGGAUUGACAUCAGAGUCCUUUAUCUCUUGUAUCUCUAACCUUUGACCCGAUUCCCUUGGGCACUGAAGAGAGAGUUUUGUGUAGUUCUCAGGCCUUAUAGCACAUAGUACACAGUACCAGAAAUCAGUUGAGGAAAAGUUUUAAUGUCUAGUUUUAGGGAGGAAAUGAAAUAAUGGAAAUUUGUAAUGGGUAGAAGUACAGAAAAUGUUCCUUCCCUUUGUUUUGAGUAGUUAAAAAUUGGAGUUUGCUUCAUUCCAGUUUCUACAACAUUUAUGUACUACCAAUCUUCCUCUUUCCUUUCUGACUCUCAAGUGUUUCACAAAAUCACUUCCACUAAUUUGAUUUGCCAUUGCUUCUCAGGGUUCAUAGAUCCUGGCAAGAAAAUUGUUAUAUCCUGGACAACAACAUUGUCUCCCACGUCUUCUUAUGCCUUCUAUUGAGUAUGAAAGAAUCAAAGUGGGUAGGAUAGUAGAACAGGAACGACUUAACCGAAGUGGCUAAGGAUGUCUGGAGAUAUUUUCUUUUUUUCCUUUGUGUUUUUUGAGGGCAGGGAGGGGUGGGGAGAGGAUUGGAAUUGUACAUGGUCGACCUAUGAAUGUAAAGUGUACACUUUACCGGAUUGGAUUAUUUUUUUUAGGCCUAAAUAUUUUUUUUUGUUCGUGUAAUUUUAA
This is a messenger RNA of Glycine soja, 2164 nucleotides long. Its product is annotated as shootin-1-like. The record is from RefSeq and is a predicted model, not a curated record. The coding region runs from base 156 to 1319 and encodes 387 amino acids. NCBI's taxonomy places the organism in Eukaryota, Viridiplantae, Streptophyta, Magnoliopsida, Fabales, Fabaceae. The transcript is spliced from 8 exons.